This is a messenger RNA of Budorcas taxicolor (takin), 2799 nucleotides long. RefSeq names its product inturned planar cell polarity protein (gene INTU). Gene Ontology annotation, biological process: vesicle-mediated transport; cilium assembly; establishment of planar polarity. The transcript has 16 exons. The coding region runs from base 1 to 2799 and encodes 932 amino acids. Gene Ontology annotation, molecular function: protein binding. The record is from RefSeq and is a predicted model, not a curated record. Lineage: Eukaryota; Metazoa; Chordata; Mammalia; Artiodactyla; Bovidae. Gene Ontology annotation, cellular component: cilium; cytoplasm.
AUGGCGUCUCUGCCGUUGUGCGGUUCGGUUCGGAGCCCAGAGGGACUUUCUGGAGACCCUUCUUCACAAGAAGAUCAGGAUUAUGAUCCUGAAGAUCCGGUCAGCGACUCGGGUUCAUAUUCCCCGACGAGUACAGACUCUAAUGACCUUGAGCCUGAAUGGCUGGACAGUGUGCAGAAAAAUGGAGAGCUGUUUUAUUUGGAGUUGAGUGAGGAUGAGGUGGAAAGCCUCCUUCCUGAGACACCUACUGUGAACCACGUCAGAUUUAGUGAGAACGAGAUUAUUAUCGAAGAAGAUGAUUACAGAGAAGGAAAAAAGUAUGAACCCAAACUCAAGCGGUUUACCAAGAUUUUAAAAAGUAAAAAACUUUUACCCAAGCGCUAUAAUAAAAAAAAUAGUAAUGCCAGCGGGCCAGUAUCCAUUCUAAAGCAUCAGUCCAAUCAAAAAACGGGAGUUGUUGUCCAGCAGCAGCACAAAGAUGUGAAUAUCUAUGUAAACCCCAAAAAGCUAACCGUCACCAAAGCCAAAGAGCAGCUCAAGCUUCUGGAAGUACUUGUUGGGAUUAUCCAUCAGACCAAGUGGAGCUGGAGAAGAACUGGAAAACAGGGCGGUGGAGAGAGGCUUGUGGUCCAUGGCCUGCUGCCAGGAGGAUCUGCAAUGAAGAGUGGUCAGGUUUUAAUUGGUGAUGUUCUCGUUGCUGUGAAUGACGUAGACGUGACCUCUGAGAACAUAGAGAGAGUUCUGUCUUGCAUUCCUGGACCUAUGCAGGUGAAACUGACAUUCGAAAAUGCAUAUGCUGUGAAAAAGGAAACAGCUCAACCAAGACAGAAAAAGGCACAGUCGAACACAAGUGAUCUAGUCAAACUUCUGUGGGGAGAAGAGGUAGAAGGUAUCCAGCAGAAUAUUCUAAACACUCCUCACGUCGUUAUGUACCUCACACUACAGCUUGACUCAGAAACAUCAAAGGAAGAGCAGGAAAUCCUUUAUCAUUAUCCAGUUUCUGAGGCAUCUCAGAAACUCCAGAGUGUGAGAGGGAUAUUUCUCACACUCUGUGACAUGUUGGAAAAUGUAACCGGAACACAAGUUACAAGCUCAUCCCUUCUUUUAAAUGGAAAACAAAUUCAUAUAGCUUAUUGGAAAGAAACUGACAAGCUGUUAUUAAUUGGCCUGCCUGCCGAGGAAGUACCUCUUCCUCAGCUAAGGAAUAUGAUAGAAGAUGUUGCCCAAACCUUAAAAUUUAUGCAUGGUUCCUUAGAUAGUGCCUUCUGCCAGGCUGAGAAUGUUCCCCGUUUGGACCAUUUUUUCAGCUUGUUUUUCCAAAGAGCACUUCAGCCCACUAAACUACAUUCGAGUGCCAGUCCCAGCACACAGCAGUAUGAUGCUUCCAGUGCAGUACUUUUAGACAAUCUCCCUGGAGUUCGGUGGCUCACACUUCCCCAGGAAAUUAAGUUGGAAUUAGACACGGCAUUGAGUGACUUGGAGGCCGCAGACUUUGCAGAACUGUCUGAGGAUUACUAUGACAUGAGACGGCUAUAUACAAUUUUGGGGUCUUCUCUAUUUUACAAGGGGUAUUUGAUAUGCAGUCAUUUGCCUAAGGAUGAUCUUAUUGAUAUUGCUGUAUACUGUCGCCACUAUUGCCUACUGCCUUUAGCAGCAAAACAUAGAAUUGGUCAGUUGGUAAUAUGGAGGGAAGUAUUUCCUCGACAUCACCUCCAACCUUCUGCAGACUCAAACACUGAAGUCUUUCAGGAACCUGAAGGGAGAUAUUUUUUGCUAAUUGUUGGCUUGAGACAUUACAUGUUAUGUGUACUAUUAGAAGCUGGAGGCUGUGCAUCCAGAGCCAUUGGGAAUCCUGGACCAGACUGUAUAUAUGUGGAUCAGGUCAAAACAACUCUUUACCAGCUGGAAGGGGUAGAUUCCCGCAUAAAUGAACGGCUAGCUUCUUCUCCAACCCCCUGCUUGUCUUGUGCUGACUGGUUCCUCGCUGGGUCACAUGAAAAAUUAGAUAAUUUAACCACCUCACCUAUCCUCAGUAGGCUGCACAGUGCUUCCAAGGUCGCAACCUCUCCAACAUGCAGAAGAACUCUUUUCGGUGACUAUUCCUUAAAGACACGUAAGCCCAGUCCAUCCCGAAGUGGAGGGCCUGACGGUGGUCUUGAAGGUGAAGGUGUUGGCCUGAGCCCCCACACUACGGAAUCUCAGGGUUCUGAUGGUUCAGAAGAAACUGGGGCCUUGCUUAAGGUCACGAAAAAGAAGUCUACUCUUCCAAAUCCGUUUCAUUUGGGGAACCUGAAAAAGGACCUUUCAGAAAAAGAACUGGAUAUAUAUAACACUGUAAAAUUGACAUCUGGUCCUGAGAACACACUUUUCCAUUAUGUUGCCUUAGAAACAGUGCAAGGGAUCUUUAUUACUCCUACCCAUGAAGAGGUGGCACAGCUGAGUGGCUCAAUCCACCCUCAACUGAUAAAGAAUUUCCAUCGGUGCUGUCUCUCCAUUCGUGCAGGUUUCCAGCAGACGCUGGCUGAAGAGAAAAAGAAAGCACUGAAUGGCAAAGAUCAUUCAGGUUCAACAAAUUCUGUGUCUUCUCUGAACCCUGUGAAAGAACAUGGUGUACUGUUUGAAUGCUCACCUGAAAACUGGACUGAUCAGAGGAAAACACCACCAGUUAUGGCUUACUGGGUAGUAGGGAGACUCUUUCUUCAUCCCAAACUUCAAGAACUUUAUGUCUGUUUUCAUGACUCAGUUACAGAAAUUGCCAUUGAAAUGGCUUUUAAACUGUUCUUUGGAUUAACCUUGUAG